AUGGCACUGCAUGGAGCCGUCCUAUUGGAUGCGCACCACCUGGAGCUCACCCGGCAGCUGCUGCUCCAAUUGCAUCGUGACACGUCAGCAACCAUCAGCGACUCUGAAACCCGCAAGGUGGCCUACAAGGCACUUGCUGCACAGCCCACUGCCCCCACCUCGCCCACUGCUGCACCAUCCUUCUCCUCCUCCCACCUCCCGCCCCCCUCCUCCUCCCUUGCCAUUGCCGCCUCUCUUCCCCUGUGGCCCGCCCUGCUCUCCGUCCUCUCCCCCCCCGCUGCUCAAGGGGAGCCACACGGGGCAGCAGGGGGGGGAUGCGCGCAGACAGUAGGGGGGAGGGAGGGGGAGAGUGCGGGGGAGGUGGUGGGGCGGCUGGUGGAGGGGCUGAGGGGGAGGGCGGAGGGGGAGGGGGAACGGGUGCAGCAGGGGAUGGAGCAGAGCGAGCGGCUGCUGGCACACAUGGCGGGCAUGCAGGCGGCCAUGCUGGAGCUGCUCUCAUCGCCGCAUGCCACUCCCUCCACUGCCGCUCAUGCCAUGCCUCUGCACCUCUCGCCCCCUGCUCUCGUUGACGAGCGGUUGCGGGUGGAGCGCCAGCUCAGCGAUGACGUGGCACCGGUGAUUGACAGGCUGGCAGACGAGUGGCAGACAACCCAGAGGCUUCAUCCACACGCAAUUGCUGCAGCCUCUUCUCAUUCCCCUUCCCCCCACUCCCCACCGUCCCUCACUGCACCCCUUCGAAAGUGCCAUGCACUGUGCAGCUGCAAGCCGCGCCUCACUUCCCCCCCGUCCCCCCCUUGCCCCCCCCUGCACCCCUCUCAGAGCGCGGUGCACGCGCCAAGGCACGCCAUCCGGCAGCGCGUGCUGCACUCCUUCUUCUCCCCGGGCGCCCUGCCCCGCGCGCUGCUGCACGCGCACUCCGCUCAGGGCGCAGGGAGCGAGGGGACGCGGACCGAGGGGGCAGGGCGCGAGGCUCGAGAGGCGCAAGGCGGGAUGCAUGGGCAGGAGAGGGAGAGCAGGGGGGGUGGUGGCGAGGGCAGUGGCAUGGGCAUGAGCAUGGGCAUGGACGAUGGUGGGGGCAGGGGUGAGGGCAUGGGCAUGGAGGGUGGGAUGCAUGUGGGCAUGGGGAUGGGCAUGGAUGAGGACGAUGACAGCAUCAUUUUCUAA
This is a messenger RNA of Closterium sp. Naga37s-1, 1164 nucleotides long. The record is from the annotation of a GenBank genome assembly. Lineage: Eukaryota; Viridiplantae; Streptophyta; Zygnematophyceae; Desmidiales; Closteriaceae.